AUGCUACGUUUGGCUAUAUUAGCUGUUGCGGUGGUGUCAGCGUUUAGUGACUCAAACUUCAUCUUUAAGAAUGACAUAACUCCUGAAGAGGCUCAGAGUUACCUGAAGAACCUGCCUUUUACCGUGCCAGAGUUAUCUGGCAAGACUGCCACCCUACCUUUAGUUCGUUACGAUGACCCUAGGUUUCGUUCCGCCGACGCUGGCCCAACCCUCGGCCACUACUGGAAGAAUGGAAAGGAGAUCGAAAAUACUGACGACUAUGUUGAAGAUGUUUACAACGCGGCCCAGUACCACGGUCAGGACGGCCUAGGGCAGUACGCGUACGGCUAUAAAACCCCCGAGUCAUCAAAGGUUGAGAACCGCGAAGGAUCCGGAGUAGUAUCUGGAUCAUACGUAUAUGAGUUGCCUAACCACGAACUUGUCAAGGUCAAAUACUACGCUGACAGCGAAGGCUUCCACCAAGAAGAUAACCUUCCAAAGGUAGAGUUGAAACCAGCUGAAGAGACACCAGAACUUAGAGAGGCUCGCCUUGCUUUCGAGAAGGCAUGGAAAGAAGCUGCAGAGGCCAACCAGAAACAACCUGUUGCUCCUUACUACGAACCUUCAUACCAAGGCCAAGCUUCUGAGGCAAGACCUGUAGCUGUCGCUUCUCCAGACCAAUCCCGUGAAGCCAAGGCAUACGGUCAAGGAAACUACCAACAGCCGCAAUAUCAGCAACAGCAACAGUACGGUCAGCAACAACAGUACGGUCAGCAACAACAGUAUGGCCAACAGGGGCUGUAUGGUCAGCAACAACAACAACAACAGCAACAAUUUAAUAAACAGAAGUUCGUAGGGAAAUCAAAUGAUGAAGAGAAGUAUGAAGAACCGGACCCUACUGGCCCCCCUCACGGUUUCUUCUACAGCUUCAACUACCCAGUCCCCAUAAUCGUACCCAAGAAUGAGCAGAGUGAGAACCCACACUACCCAGUAGAUCACGACACUGUUGGACUCGGCAAACAUUAUUAA
Arctia plantaginis is the source of this 1008-nucleotide messenger RNA. The record is from the annotation of a GenBank genome assembly. NCBI's taxonomy places the organism in Eukaryota, Metazoa, Arthropoda, Insecta, Lepidoptera, Erebidae.